GUUUCCCGGAUGGAGUAGCGACGCCAUCUUUACGCCAGUGCCACCGGUGGGUCUUCGAUUCAGCGGAGCGACGGUGCUGUUGCUGAUCCACCACCAGGAAUCGCCGAGCAGCCGUUAAUCUUCCCUUUCCACCGGGACGCUACGAACAGCCCCAACACCCGAGCACCAUGGCAGACAGGGAGAACUUAGUAUACCAGGCAAAACUCGCCGAACAAGCGGAGAGAUACGACGAAAUGGUGGAGUCGAUGAAGAAAGUGGCCAGCAUGGACGUGGAGCUGACGGUGGAGGAGAGGAACCUGCUGUCAGUAGCGUAUAAGAACGUGAUCGGAGCCAGAAGAGCCUCCUGGAGGAUAAUCAGCAGCCUCGAACAGAAAGAAGAAAACAAAGGCGGAGAAGACAAACUAAAGAUGAUCCGGGAAUACAGAAAAACGGUUGAGAAGGAGCUGAAAUCAAUCUGCAACGACAUUCUGGAUGUACUGGACAAGCACCUCAUCUUAGCUGCAACCACGGGAGAAUCUAAGGUUUUCUACUACAAAAUGAAGGGAGAUUACCACAGGUACCUGGCAGAGUUUGCCACAGGCAACGACAGGAAGGAGGCAGCAGAGAACAGUUUGGUAGCGUACAAAGCCGCUAGCGACAUCGCUAUGAUCGAACUCCCUCCAACGCACCCCAUUCGUCUGGGAUUGGCUCUUAACUUUUCAGUUUUCUAUUAUGAAAUCCUCAACUCACCAGACCGUGCUUGCAGGCUGGCGAAGGAAGCGUUUGACAAUGCCAUUGCAGAACUGGAUACGCUGAGCGAGGAGAGCUAUAAGGACUCAACACUUAUCAUGCAGUUGCUACGUGACAACUUGACACUAUGGACCUCAGACGUGCAGGGAGACGGUGAAGAACAGAACAAAGAAGCACUGCAAGAUGCGGAGGACGAGGCCCAGUGAGACUGAACAACACAAGACAAGCCCUCCUCCUCCUCCUCUUCCUCCUCUUCCCUUACUUCUCUCCUCCCAGCACUAGCUCCUGUCCCCAGCCACAGUUUUCAACUGGGUUUAUACUGCAGCCCACACUCUUUCUCUACCUUUUCCUCCAUUUCUACCCAUCUGUCUCACCUUUUCUCCUCGUAUGCACGUCAUUUCCCAACCCCCCUCAGGGCCGCUAGGGUCUUCAUUUCCACUCCCCAGGGGUUUUACCUUCUUUUUUGAUGAUGACUCCUUUUGCAAGUCUGUACCCUUUAAGGUUCAUGUCCUCUUUUACUGUUUUUAUUUUGCUUUACUUUGCUGUAUCAUCUGUUGCCAAGUACGCUUGCCUGUAUCUGUAACACACAUAUGCAAGAGUUUAUUUAAAGACAAUACUUUGCUGUUCAACCUUUUUUCCUGUAUAUGUGUGUUUAUGAACAAUACAUUGUCCAUGCUUCUGUCAGUCAGUUUUGAAACUUUUCAGUUUGCAAAUUGAGGAAAUUAAGUGGUGAUGGAAGGUUUAAAAGGGAUGUGUUAAAGCUUUUAGAAAGAACUAAGUGCCCUGUUUACUUUGUGGUUACCAAACCUGCUCCUUCAACACAUCAAUAGAUCUUUUUUUUUAAUGACAAACAGCAGAAUGUCCCCCUUCUCCAAGCAUCACUCUGACCUCUAUUCUUGUCCACUCUCGGACCAAGUAUUGUGCUGCGAGGCUGUAGCGCUUUUGCUAAUGGCAGAUAGUUAGGUAAUGGCUUUUUAGCAGACAAAAUGUUCGUAUGUGUGUGCGUGGGAGGGGAAUGCUCAACACUCUUGAUUGUAAUGUAAUGCAGUUUUGCAUUGGCACUAUAUAUAAAAAAAAAGUUUGGGAAAUAGAGGCCUGCUGUAUCUUUACUCCCCUGACUCUUCCAGGUUUCCUCGUCUCAACUCUUGUCUCUUUCCUCUCAUUUUCCUCUCUUCCUUCUGUUCAGUGUGUAACGUGAAUCUGAUUUGUACUACUGGAUAUUCUCACCGGAGCCACAAGUACCAUCUGUAUUCUUACUGAAACACAGCAUGGAAUUAACAUUAAACUUCAAAUUGAAAAAUGUAAAAACAA
Messenger RNA from Lates calcarifer (barramundi perch), 2040 nucleotides. Its product is annotated as 14-3-3 protein epsilon. The coding region runs from base 168 to 935 and encodes 255 amino acids. The transcript has 6 exons. The record is from RefSeq and is a predicted model, not a curated record. Gene Ontology annotation, cellular component: cytoplasm. Lineage: Eukaryota; Metazoa; Chordata; Actinopteri; Centropomidae. Gene Ontology annotation, biological process: signal transduction.